AUGGCUCAUACGAUCCUCGCAAAGGCUACCGAGCUAUCUGACGGUGAGCAUAAGAGAAUGCAGCGUCUACUCCAAGCGCUCACAUCACUGUCGGACCAGGCGACAGGGAUGAUGCCUUCGGAGCGUGACAUGGGCAGCAUCAUCGCUUGGAAGCGCAAUCUACCUCGCCCUGCUUUGGAGUGUUUGGGUCACAGUUGGAGGGACCAUGACGAACUGGAUAGGCUGAGAAUCAUAAAGACGUUUGUCGAAAAGAUCAUCGCGUGUGAUGUCGACCGCUCGGCUCACAAGCGCUUUGGACUGAGCGCCUACCAAGAGGGACAGGUCAAGCUGCUAGGCUCGGUCGAGGGUGUCGGAGCAGAGCUAAAUGUUCAAAGCAUCAGCUGA
Messenger RNA from Aureobasidium melanogenum CBS 110374, 384 nucleotides. RefSeq lists its product as uncharacterized. The record is from RefSeq and is a predicted model, not a curated record. The transcript has a single exon. Lineage: Eukaryota; Fungi; Ascomycota; Dothideomycetes; Dothideales; Saccotheciaceae. The coding region runs from base 1 to 384 and encodes 127 amino acids.